AUGUCCGUGAAAAACAUAAAUUUAUUCUGCAAUUAGCAUUUCUCAUUGUACAAUCGGCUUUUCUUUUGCGCUGAAAGACGAAGAUGGGGCACUCUAACAUAUGGAACUCUCACCCCAAGACCUACGGGCCUGGUUCCCGCACCUGUCGUGUAUGUGGGAACCCCCAUGGAAUAAUUAGGAAGUAUGGGCUCAUGUGCUGCAGACAGUGCUUCCGGAGCAAUGCCAAGGAAAUUGGCUUUAUCAAGUAUCGUUAAGCUGUGAAUGUCUGAAUUUUGUCCAGUGGAAGGAGGGCUUUCCUUGGUGGGAUGGGAUAUCAUCAGGCAUCCCUUUUUAUUUAUCUUCGUUUUAUUUAAAAAGUGCUGUAAUGGGAGAUUAUUCUAGUUUGAGAUAGAACUCAAUCUGAUUCUUGAACUGGCUUAAUAGUAUUUGCUUAUUUUUGUUUAUUUUUGACUUUAUGAAUCAAGAAAUUUUUUAUGCAGCAGUUUUGUUCAUUGCA
Molecule: messenger RNA, 496 nt
Organism: Olea europaea var. sylvestris
Lineage: Eukaryota; Viridiplantae; Streptophyta; Magnoliopsida; Lamiales; Oleaceae
Product: 40S ribosomal protein S29
Exons: 3
Coding region: 84-254 (56 amino acids)
Biological process (GO): translation
Cellular component (GO): cytosolic small ribosomal subunit; ribosome
Molecular function (GO): structural constituent of ribosome; zinc ion binding
Source: RefSeq, a predicted model, not a curated record